AUGUUGGCAGCUGGCGGAGGAAAUCCCACAUACCUUAAGCUAGCGGCUACGCUAACUUACGCUGACCCGGUCCAUUGGUUUCCUCUCAAGUUCAUUAUCGCACAAAAGAAGACGGCCUGCAAAGUAACCAUUAUGAAGUUCGCCCUUUUCACCCUCUCCAGCAUUUUUGGCUUCACAGUCGCACAGAGCAGCAAGAAUUUCAAUACAAACCUUAACAGCACCCUCAGCACGAGCGGUCCGCGGAAUGUACGAUUUGAUACAGGAACAUAUGGACCACCAGUCGAAGAGUUCCACUACUACUACGAUCAAUGGCCAAUUGGCCUCGCCGUCUCCAAGACCGGCAGGAUUUUCGCCUGCUUCACCCGCGGAACAUACGCAUACACCCUGGGCGAGAUCGUGAACCAGACUGCCGAGGAGGCAUAUCCCUCUCUAGCCCUGAACACGCCUCCGGGAGGGCUAUACACAACCAUGAACGGGAUAAAGUUUGGGAGCAACGAUUCGAAUACGUUCAUAUCCGUGCAGGCACUGUUUAUCACACCGGAUGAUACUUUGUGGGUGCUGGAUACCGGCAGACCUUCGAUCAACGAGUCUCAAGCACCGAGCAUGCCGUAUGCUGCUCCAGGUGGCCCAAAACUUGUCUCCAUAAACCUGUCGAACAACUCGAUUGCCCGGACCUAUACCCUUCCCGCAGACGUCCACUAUCCCGAUUCCUAUAUGAACGAUGUGCGAUUUGAUAUGCGGUCUAACGUCACGGAGUCUGGUGGAGGCAUUGCUUAUAUUGUAGACUCGAGCAAUGAAGGCAGGACGGGUUUCAUCAUGAUCGAUCUUGCGACUGGAGAGAGUUGGAGACAAUUGAGCCAGCAUCCGAGUACACUGAGGACAUUUGGAGACGUGCCAAGCUACCAGGGGAUUCCUUUCUAUUUUCGCCAGAAAGGAAGCUCAUUGGGAUAUCAGCAAGAGGGUUUGGAUGGAGCAGAGCUGAGUUUAUAUGGCGAUGUCAUGUACUACUCACCACUCACAGCCAACUACCUUUUCUCCAUCGAGACAAAAUACCUGCGAGCAAAUCCCUCGAACGAUACCCUCUCCGCAAAGCGGGCGUUCGAUAAUGUGAAGAAUCUCGGCCAGCGCGGCGGGGACGCUAACGGGUUCUCUGGUGACAAUCUGGGCAAUGUGUACAUGCUGAUGCCGGAACAAAAUGCCAUCUAUAUCUACAAAUCCAGUGACACUACUCUGCAAGCCAAGCCCUACGUCCGGGACCCAAGGAUCAUCUGGCCCGACAGCUCGAACGUGGGCUUCGAUGGAUACAUAUAUUUCAAUAUCAACCAGUUGCCGUAUCAGCCGGACUGGAACGUCGGAGUGGAUGGGAGGCAGCACCCGGGAUUGAUUUUGCGGAGUAAGCUGCCGGAUGGGGCGAGCAAAAACAUGUUGCUGGGACCAUCGGCGUAG
Molecule: messenger RNA, 1446 nt
Organism: Drepanopeziza brunnea f. sp. 'multigermtubi' MB_m1
Lineage: Eukaryota; Fungi; Ascomycota; Leotiomycetes; Helotiales; Drepanopezizaceae
Source: RefSeq, a predicted model, not a curated record